Molecule: messenger RNA, 6482 nt
Organism: Caretta caretta (loggerhead turtle)
Lineage: Eukaryota; Metazoa; Chordata; Testudines; Cheloniidae
Gene: CEP152
Product: centrosomal protein 152
Biological process (GO): centriole replication
Cellular component (GO): centrosome
Source: RefSeq, a predicted model, not a curated record
ACUAUUCUGAUUUUUUUAGCUGACAGUCAUUCUUGGUUUGACUGGUGUCUAUUUACAUAUAGAAUAAAUUAUAACCUCCCCAUGCCCUAAACUAAACAGUCAACUUUCUAAAUAAAAUAGCCUUGACUUGUGAAUAAACAGCAUGCAUGGCAUACUCUGGCUACUGCACCUUCCAGCUGUAGUCUGGGGAGCAAUAACUGCCUUUGACAAGCAACUGCAACUCUUGGGCCCAUGUCAGUGAUGCUCUUGUAAACACACAGGAAUAACCCUUUUUGACUCUCAUAAGAGAUGUUUUCCCCAGAAAUAAGGAUAAAUCUCUUUUUCCUAAAGUUCACCUUAUGUGCCAGUAUGUACAAUUUAUACACAGGUAUUUUCCCCAGAUAUAUUGUGUACCUAGCCCGCCACUGUUCUAUCAGCAGCCUCUACCCGGUGGAGGAGAUCGUAUACUUGACCUUCAAGAUUAGUUAUUGCCAGUAAAAUUCCUGGCCAGUAUUUUGAAGGACAUUUUUGUUGUUGUACUAGUUUCCUCCCUGGCUGAAUACGUCGACAAGUCUUCCAUCUAUCUUACGGUUUUUCACCAGCCGUCAGCUCACCUUGAAAUCUGUCUUGUGAAAUAGAGGCUCUGAGGCUGAGUGUACUCUGGUAAACUGCGUAUUAGUUGCAACAACUAUUAACAGACCUUCCCCAUGACAUGCUGGAUGACAGUGGAGACCAGCUCUCUAAUUAUUCUGAUUGUAGCAUACAAGAGGAUGCAGAGCAAGCACAUGAACCCUGGGAGCAUGAGGGCAGGUGGAAUGAUCAUCUGCUGAUAGCUAAUCCCCAAAGUGGCUAUGAACAGGGACAGAAUUUGUAUCCUGAACAGUUCCUGUAUGACCAAGGAAAUAAUCAUGGUGAAACACAUGCCAGUAAUUGGACUGACCAGCACAAUGCAGACAAGGAAAGAUGCAUUUACGAAAUUAAAGAGAACUACUCUGAUAGACAGAGUGAAGAGGAUUCUGAUGAUGUGUAUCUCGGCAGAGAUGGGUAUAAAGCACCAAGUCGUUGCCAACAGAACAAUGUGUAUCAUCUCCCAGAAAAUUUUAGGCCAUACACAAAUGGUCAUACACAGGAAUUAAAUAACCAACAAAACAAAAUAGUAAAGUUUCCAGAUGCUCCGAAGGAACAUCUGAAGCAAUUUGGUGCAUCUGAAGUUGCUAACGGCCAAGCUGUGGAAUCUUACAGAGUGACGUAUAAACCAUAUCAAAAUGCCAUUCAGCAAAAAAUCCCAAUAACCCAAGAUGCAACAAGAAGAAAUGAAGUGCUUGAAGAGCUGCAACGGGAGUUUUUGGGUACUGAGGAGAAUUCUGCGGACAAUAUGCAGAUUCUUCAACUUCGGGUUCUUAAUAAAGCAAGAGAGAGACAACUGGAAGAACUUACUGAAAAGAUGGAAAAGAGUGCACAGCAGAUUAGGUAUCUGAAUCAUCAGCUUGCAAUGGUCAAAGAUGAAAAAGAUGGCUUGGCACUCAGCCUCCAGGAAUCCCAGAAACUGUAUCAAAAUGGAAAAGAACGGGAGGUACAUCUUGAAGGUCAAAUUAAAACACUUGAAACCCAAAUUCAAACUCUUACUGCCAACGAGGAGCAGCUAUUCAAGCAAUCCAAAGUGGCAGAGUUAGCCAUGGAAAGCAUGCAGCAGCAGCUGUUAGAGCUUCGGCGUUCUGACUCUCUUCAGCGAGCCAGAGAACAGCAUGAGACCAUAGUUGCAGCCCUGAAGCAGAAGUAUGAAGAGCAAGUAUUGUCAUUAGAACAGAAACUUGAAGCUACAAACUCUGCACUGCAGGAGCAGAAAGAUCUUUGCUGUAAUCUAAGGGAACAUGUGAAGCAACUCGAAAGAAUGCUUGAAGAAAGCAAACUAGAAAAAACAGAGAUAAUCAAUCGACUGACAAGGAGCCUAGAAGAAAGCCAAAAGCAGUGUGCAAACUUACUGCAAACAGGCUCAAUACAGGAGACAAAUCAGUUACGAUUACAACUGCAGCAAGCCCAGUCUGCACAGCUGAUAAGCAACAACAUGAACAAGACUUUGCAGGAAGAGCUAACAGAACUAAAGGAAGAAAUUGCUUUGUACGAAUCUGCUGCCAAGCUUGGGGUGUUUCUGAAUGACGCAAGUGGAGAACUUCAUGUGGACAUGACUGAUUCUUAUGUGGAUUUGGGUAUUAAAAAAAUCAACUGGAAAAAAGCAAGAUUUCACAGUACUGUGCAGAAUAGAGAUUUGGAGAAAGAAUUUUCUAAAGAUGAGCUCAUCCUAGAGUUGAAAACUGAAAUGGAACGUUUAUUGGGCAGUAACAAAAUGAAAAGAAAUCAGAUUUCUCAGUUACAAAAUGAUCUUAAAGACUGUCAGAGGACAACAGAAGAACUCAAGCAGCUGUUGAAAACAGAUAAAACCGCAAACGAGAAUGAGCCUAAAAUAAGUAGUAUAGAAAAUCUGACUGAAACCUUGUGGUCCACUCCAUCUGCUUCUGAUAUGUAUCUUCAAAAAGAGCUUCUGAGACUUAGAAAGGUGAAUCAGGAUUUACAACAAGAAGCUGAGAACUAUAGUUUAUGUAUUCAAGAACUUAAAGCAAAUGAGGAAAAAUUGAAAAUUGCAAACCAAGAUCUGUGUAAUCAAAUGAGACAAAUGAUUCAGGACUUGGAUCGGGAUAAACAAGAAGCUGUUGACAGGUGUGAAAGAACCUAUCAGCAACACCAUGAAGAUACAAAAGCCCAGCUUCGGGAAGACUUCAUGGAGAGGCUUGCUGCAGAAAAAGAACAACUCAUUCAGGCUUAUGAAGAGACCAUCUCGCGGUUAAAGGCUGACAUGGAUGAGCUGAACAAGGAGAUGACGGCAGUGAAGGAAUGUUAUAUAGCAGUCUGUGGAGAGAAAGACACACUGGAAACCACGUUGAGGAAGAAACUUGAACAAGAGCAGCAGUCAAAGGAAGAGAAGGUACAAGAGAAAAUAUCCUUGAUUAACACUGGAGAAUGCUUUGUAUCUAAACUAAAGUUCAAGAAACAGUUAUUAGAAGAAAAAGAAGAAUCUCUUAACCAUCUGAGGACUGAACUAGAAGAAAAGCACAGGAAUUCUAUUAUAACAGCAAAAAGCCAAUGGGUGAAAGAAAAAGAAGUCAAUAUUAAGCAGCAAGUGGAAAAUGAAGUGGCAUUAGCCAAAGUCCAGUGGGAGAAGGAACAGAAAGAGAUCAAAGAACAAGCUAUCCAGAAAAUAGAAAGAGAGUGGCAAGGCAGACUGGAUCAAACUCUAGAAGAAACUAAGAAAACUUUAGUUGAACUCCAACAUUGUGGCAGCCAAACUGACCAAGUAACCGAAACCGAUGAAUCAUCAAGUAAGGAGAUUGCAAUGAUUGAGGAGCAAAAAUUGCAGCUGGAGGAGGCACUGAAAGUAAAGGAGAAGGCUGUUAGCGAGGCCUUGAAAGAACCUGAAACAGAACUGGAGAGGAAACAUCAUGAAAAUAUUGCCAAUCAGGUAGAAACAGCUUUGACCAAAGCUCAUGCCAGGUGGCUGAAAGAAUUAACAGAACUUGAAGAGUACAAAGCAAAUCUAAAGGCAGAACGAGAAAAAUGGGAGAAAGAAUAUGAAAUCAGUGCAGCAAAACAGCUGUCGCUAGUUCUUUCAGCAGCUGAAGAGAAAUGGAAGAAACAACUUGAGAACACAGAGAAGUCUGGAGCCAGAACCAAAGAGCUUGAAGAGAAGAUCCUUUCCCUUAGAAGGGAACUGGAACUAAAGAAAGAAGAAAUCCCUGCAACUGUUAAAGCAGAGCUAGCGCAGGCUCGUACUCAGUGGAACAAAGAAAAGCAAGAAGAAAUCCUCCGGCUACAGGAACAAAAUGAGCGAGACUACCGUUCAUUCUUAGAUGACCACAGAAAUAAAAUAAAUGAGGUGCUUGUAACAGCCAAGGAAGAUCUUGUGAAGCAAAAAAAUGAAUUGCUGAUUCAGAAAGAGGCAGAACUUAAGAUGUGUCUGGACCAAAAGCAACGAGAAUGGGCAGCUCAGGAAACAAAGAGGCUCCAAGAGGAAAUUCACCAAUAUGAGGAGAAGAUUCUAAUUGAACUUGAGUUCCUGUUAGGAGAAAUCCAUGAAGAACUAGUCAAGAACAGAAAUAAUGAGCAUACUUGGCAGAAUACAUGUUCCAGUAGUGCCCUUCAGUUAAAUCACCAAUACAAGGAAAAGCUAAAGGCUUCCCUACAGAAGGCUUAUAGAGGCACAGUGCACACAAUUCUAGAAAAAGCCAGGCAAGAAUGGAGAGAGAAACAUGAAGAACUAGCCUUCAGUUUAAAAGAAACAGAGCACUCUUGCAAGCAAAACGGUGAAGGAGAAACUGGGGACCAGGCAAGACCACCUAUGUAUGAUGUUGGACUCCAAGUAGAAAUACAAAGAAUAUUAAGAAGGCAGCCACCUUUGCAAGACACUGAAAUGGAUAAUGAUCAGAAAUGUAAGAAAAGGAACCUUUGGUCUCACGAAGAUUUUUGCUGUGACCACUGUUGCCAACAGCUUGAAACAAAGGAGAGAGAAUGCCAGGAUCUAAAAAGAAAGCUGGAGAAAGCCUGCAGGCACCUCCAGCUUGCAGUAAGGGAACACAAAGCUAAAGUAGAGCAAAUCCAAGAAAACGAGAGAGUUCUAGAGGCUCUAAUGGAAGAAAACUGUGAGAUGAAGAUGAAACUCAAUGAUCUGAAAACAUGCAAUGCACCACCCAGGUCAUUGUCAGAGGGGGCUAUUUCAAAAUCUUGUACCUCCUGUGAUGGUGUAAAAGGCUUGGAAGAAAUGCGCUCACAGUAUAUUAAAGCUGUGGGCAAAAUUAAGGGUGAUAUGCUUCGUUACAUCCAUGAAAGCAAAGAGAGGGCAGCUGAAAUGAUUAAAGCAGAGGUUUUAAGGGAACGUCAAGAGACUGCCCGGAAAAUGCGCAAAUACUACUUGAUUUGUCUUCAGCAACUUCUCAAUGAUGAUGGGAAACACGAAGGGGCUGAAAAGAAAAUAAUGAAUGCUGCUAGCAAGCUUGCUACAAUGGCAAAAGUGCUUGAAACGCCUGUUCAGAGCACACCGCAGAACAAAAAUGCCCACUCAACCCUGCCACAAAAUUCUGAACUGCCAACUGGAGUUGAGCAAUCAAAAAGAAAUCACAUUCAUCAAACUAGGCUAGCCCAUAUGGAAAGCAAAUCAUGUGGCGAAAGUAUUGCCAAAAAAGCCAGUGAUCAAGUUGUUCAGAAACGUGUACCUUGUAACUUAAGACAGCAGCUUGAUGCAGUAGAGGCUGAAACCCAGUUUGGGCUUUAUGAAAGAGUAAAUAUCCAAAGUAGCGGGAGCACUUCUAAACAGCCAGCUGAUAAUUCAAGAGACACUGUGUUAGAAUUUUGUCCGGCUGAAGAUGGAGGAAGGCUUAGAAAUGGCUGUGUCUCAAAUACCGACAAAGGUCCGACAAAUACUGCUAGCACUACAGCACUUCAAAAGGCAUCCUCGUGUGUUCCUCAGGUGAAGUUUGGAAACACGCGUACAUCCAGCUCUAUAAAUAGCUUUUCCGACUCUGGGCCAGCUCAUGUAAUGUUUGAAAACCAGAUUCAAAGACCAGAUUUAAACAAAUUUAAAUGUAACCAGCCAAAUACAUAUGGGGAGCCAACAUCUGAGAGAACUCAGGGGUUUGACAUUCAAGAAACUCCAGUAAGGGAUGACGGAAGCUCUGCUGACUGGAGUUCAGUUAGUGGGAGUCUACAUUUGGAUAGUGGUGAUAUGCCCUUCUUGUAUCCUGUGCAAAAAGCAAGUUCUAAUGCAGAAGCACAACAUACGGCCUGUGAACAGUUUCCUAUGACCAACUUGUUUCUUAAUGCAGAUGAAAAUGUUGGUACAUUUUGUAGGCAACUUACCAGCAAAGCCAAGAUUCUUGGUGCAAAAAGUGAAGCCAUACUUUACAGUAAUGAGCAACUGAACAUAAACCCAGGACACAAUUCAUACAGGAACGCUGAGAAAUCAAAUUUGGAUGUCUCACAACAACGCAAUGCAACCCCAUAUUCGAAUAUAGGAAAAGGCUAUAACCAAUAUUCAAGGAAACUGAGACUGGAUGCUAAAUCUUUUCAGCAAGAUAGUGGCUUUGAUAGCCCACUUCCUAACUUGGAUUAACAUCAAUAAUUCUUCAAACAUUAGUUUAGAAGAAACUAAUAUAUUUCAAUGCAAACUUGGGGCAUGCAGAAAACCUAUUAUUCUAGAAACUUGUGGGUUUUAUCCAUUUUGUGAUCUCUCAGUGUUAUGUGACUUGAGACUGUUACAUGAAAAAACAAUCAUAAAAUUACUUGAAAUAUCGAUGUAGGCUUUUGUUUACCGUGGUUAUCUGGCUUCACAGUUAUGUACAGUGUUUUAUAUAAGUGUGUGUAUUUUUUGUUUAAACAAUCUAUUUUUGUACUUUGAUUAGUUUGCAGUGCAAUGUUACAUUUUUAUUUAUAUAUAAAUAAAACUACUUUUAAUUGUA